Scophthalmus maximus (turbot) is the source of this 2091-nucleotide messenger RNA. RefSeq names its product B cell linker (gene blnk). The record is from RefSeq and is a predicted model, not a curated record. Gene Ontology annotation, biological process: intracellular signal transduction; cell surface receptor protein tyrosine kinase signaling pathway. Bases 175 to 1701 code for a protein of 508 amino acids. NCBI's taxonomy places the organism in Eukaryota, Metazoa, Chordata, Actinopteri, Pleuronectiformes, Scophthalmidae. The transcript is spliced from 24 exons.
ACAUCACGACGGAGACGGAGAAUAUAUUCGGGCUCUAAUGAGGUGACCUCUCCUUGUGUGCUUCGCGCUGCUGAAGCUGGCCGGUGUGUUCGUGCCGCGGAGCGUGACGGGUCAGUCUGUUACUGUACUUCCAAAGGAGGCACUCCAGCACAGAAGUUCCCUGUUGAGACAGAAAUGAACCUGCCGUCCAGAGAGGAAUGUGAGGGCUGGGACCAGGCACGAGUAGCCCUCUUUAUGUGCCAGAACAAAAUGCCAGAAUGUGCCACCAUGGUAAAAAAGCUGAGAAUUAAUGGACACAGACUUCUGAACCUGUCUGACAGUGACAUGAGCAAGUUUAGUCUCAUCCACCAACCGCAGUUACAAAAGAUCGUCCAAGACAUCAAGAAAACAGAUGACAGCUUUCUGGAUAAACUAAGAAGACUGAAAAACAAACCGAGUCCAAAGGUUCCGGCGCGAGAUUACAGAGAUGAUGACCAGCUGUCUGAACCUGAUUAUGAUAAUGGCAUGUAUGAGGAUCCACGUGAGGAGCCGGACGACAGCUAUGAGCCUCCUCCCAGCCACAGAGCAUUCCCCACCACUCCUUCUGCUUCCUUCCCAAGGGGGGACUACCUUGACAGCUGCCGUAACCAGCCCAGCCGGCAACCCAGGAAGCCCCUCCGCCCAGGCAAAGCCUCCAAACAACUGCCCCCUGAACCCACCCACAAGGGGAGCGAUGAAGAAGACUACAUCAGUCCAGACGGCAGUAAUGAUGAUGACAACUACAUAGAACCUGAUGAGAAUCAACCAGCCAAACCUGUAGUGAAUUGUAGGAGCAGAGCAGGAAGGGACCGACCCAUGUUGCCUACACCGUCACAAGAGCAUCCACCCUGUCCUGAUUUUUAUGAAGUGCCGGACACAGAGGAGAGCUCACUAUCAACUCCAGCCAGGAGACUGUGUCCAGUCUCUACACCACAGUUACUUGCUUUACCGCCAAAACACAGCCCCAGACAGAAUAUGCAGAGAUCUCCCCCUACUGUGCAGGAGGCUGAAGGUGAAGAUGAAUAUGAAGUUUGCGACAAAGAUGAUAGAUCCUGUGAUAAAACUACAGAGCGUCCUCCUCCACUUCUACCGAAACCUUUGCCCAGAGUGUCACCAAAACCCCCUAUAAGGCUGAGGCUGGAUUUAAAGCCAAGGGCAUUUGAGAGCCAAACGCUGCCUGUGAUGAAAACUGACCACAAAGCUCCACCAAAAGCUUUUACACUGGACUUGAAACGACCAAAAAUUCCUCUUCCGCAGUUGACCUUCCCCAAACCAACAGACAGAGGAAGUGUUCCCGCUGAUAACAGGUCGACAGAUGAAGAUAAGGAUGCAGAUGUCUAUGAGAAACCCUGGUAUGCCAGCGCAUGUGACCGCAAGACUGCUGACGAUGUUUUGCUUCGCUCAAAUAAAGACGGGGCGUUCAUGGUGAGAAAGAGCUCCGGUCAGGACGCACAGCAGCCCUACACACUGGUGGUGUUUUACAAGGACAGGGUGUACAACAUACCGAUCCGCUUCAUAGCAAACACUCAGCAGUACGCACUGGGGAGAGAGAAGAAAGGAGAGGAGCAUUUCAGUAGCGUCUGCCACAUCAUCGAGAGCCAUCAGAGGAAUCCUCUGGUGCUGAUUGACAGCCAGAGUAACAGCAAGGACGCCACCAAGCUGAGCUACCCAGUGAAGCCGUAGACGACCCGACCGACAGCCGAGCCGCCGGGGCUUCUCCAUCCCCACCUGCCAUGAUAACUGUCAGAUUGUUUACAGAACUGAUCAUGUGACGCCUUUCUCCUCCGUUAAUAGUUCGAGGCGCUGCCAACAGGACUGCACGCUGGACAUUUCUGCAUUGCUGGCCAUGCAGUUGAAAGUAGCACAGACUCCGAAGACUUUUUAAACUCAUGUUUUAUUCAUAUUUUUUUAAUGCUCAGUCAGUAAACAGUGUAUCAAAAUGAAUGCAAGGAAUGAGAUAGUGUUGCUGUAGCAAGAGGGAAGCAGGCAGACAAAUAAUUAGGGUUAUGACAGCAGUACUUACAAAAAAGCGCAGGGUUGUAUAUUUUUGUUUUAAUAAAGUUAUUCUUAUUA